This is a messenger RNA of Hemicordylus capensis (graceful crag lizard), 2475 nucleotides long. RefSeq names its product vomeronasal type-2 receptor 26-like. The coding region runs from base 1 to 2475 and encodes 824 amino acids. Gene Ontology annotation, molecular function: G protein-coupled receptor activity. The record is from RefSeq and is a predicted model, not a curated record. Gene Ontology annotation, cellular component: membrane. The transcript has 7 exons. Gene Ontology annotation, biological process: G protein-coupled receptor signaling pathway. Lineage: Eukaryota; Metazoa; Chordata; Lepidosauria; Squamata; Cordylidae.
AUGGCUUUCUUGCUGCACUGCCGCAUCCUUGUUCUGUAUGUCAGCAACAUUCCCCGAUGUUUGGGCAAAACCCUUGUGGUUGUCCGUGCUCUGGAGAUAGCUUUAAUGCCUAAAAAUUACCAGCAUGUUCUUGCCUUCAUCUUUGCAAUUCAAGAGAUCAACAGGAAUGACCAUCUCUUACCCAAUAUCACACUGGGAUUUGAAAUCUAUGACAAUGCUUUCAAUCCACUGAGAGUCAUUUGGAACACUCUGCAGUUCCUCUUCACAGGUCAGGGGAAUCCCUUGAAUUACAACUGUGACAGGAAGCAGCAGCUAGUCCUCGCCAUUGGUGGGCUCACCUCCCCAAAUUCCAUGCCGAUGGCCAGUGUCUUCAAUACCUACAAGAUCCCACAGCUGAGUUAUGGAUCUUUUGACCCUGUGCUAAGUGAUCAAACCCGGUUCCCUUUCUUCUUCCGGAUGGUUCCAAGUGAAGACCUUCAAUAUAUUGGGAUUAUUUUUCUGCUGAAGCAUUUCAAGUGGAAUUGGAUCGGUCUGCUCACAUCAGAUGAUGACAGUGGAGAAACAUUUCUACAAAAUAUGAGACCAAGACUUCUCCAGAGCAAUAUUUGUAUUGCUUUGGCACAAUCCAUUCCAAAAUUAACGAGUCACACAUCAAAUACACACACUGAAAAAAUGCUGGUGGAAAUAGCUAAUGCUGUCUGGAAGGAAGCAAAGCUGAAUGUGUUUCUUGUCUAUGGGGAUAGUCAUUCUAUGGAGGGUUUACGAAUAAUCUUAGAAUCCUACGAAUUUCAUCUUAAGCUUCCAUUGGAGAGAGUGUGGCUCAUAACUGCUCAGUGGGAUUGCACAACUCUUUCUUCAUGGGAUAAAUUCACAGCGAAAUCCUUCAAUGGUUCUUUGUCAUUCACACUUCACACAAAAGUGGUUCCAGGAUUUCAGGACUUUCUUGAGAACAUAAAUCCAUACCAGUCUAUGAUAUAUUUCAUCCAUCAGUUCUGGUGCUUUGCAUUUUUCUGUUCACUCCCAAAGCAUGGCUUAUAUGUUCCAAAUCAAGACAACUGCACUGGGGAGGAGAAACUGGGGAGCCUCCCUGAAUCUGUGCUUGAAAUGGGCAUGUCUGGGCAGAGCUAUAACAUCUACAAUGCUGUUUAUGCUGUAGCACAUGCUCUCCAUACUAUGUAUUCUUCGAAAACUAAACAGAAGGAAAUGGAGAAACUCGGGGGAAAGAGUCUUCUGUUACGGCCUCUUCAUGCUUUUCUGAGCAAUAUCCAUUUCAACAAUAGUGCUGGGGAAGAAAUCUUUUUUGAUGAGGAAGGGAGCCUGCCAACUGGAUACGAUAUCAUCAACUUGGUCACAUUCCCUAAUGACACCUUCCAGAAAGUCCAAACUGGAAGGAUGGAUCCCCUGGCUCGUGAAGGAAAAAGGUUCACCAUGAAUGCAAGUGCUACUGUAUGGAACCAAAAGUUUAAAGAGGAGCUGGCCUUUGCUAAUGAAUAUCCUGGAUUCUUUGAAAGUUCAAACAAUAAGCUGCAAUGGCCGAUGUUCCCAUUAGAAAAAGCUGGUGCUAGGGACCCUGAUGCAGACCAGUGUAAGAUGUGCCCAGAAGAUCAAUGUCCAAAUGAGAAACAGGAUCAAUGCAUCCCCAAAAGAAUAACUUAUUUAUCCUAUGGAGAACCAUUGGGAGCGGUUUUGAUUUCUUUUGCUCUUUUGUUUUCCCUGAUCACCUUUGCUGUGAUUGGGAUCUUUGUUCUGCUCCGCAAAACUCCCAUUGUGAAAGCUAAUAACUGGAGCAUUACCUGUACCCUUCUCUCCUCUCUGCUGCUUUGCUUUCUCUGCUGCUUCCUAUUCAUUGUUUGGCCUAGGAAGGUGACCUGCCUCCUCAGACAAACCGUGUUUGGCAUCACGUUUACUGUUGCUCUUUCUUCUGUGUUGGCCAAAACCAUCACUGUUGUUCUGGCCUUCCUGGCCACCAAGCCGGGAAACAGGAUGAGGAGAUGGAUAGGGAAGAGGCUGGCAGUAUCGGUCAUCAUUCUCUGUUCACUUAUUCAAAUUGGCAUCUGUGCUGUGUGGCUGGCAAACACUCCCCCUUUCCCAGAGUUUGACAUGCACUCUCAGAUCAGUGAGAUCAUUGUGCAAUGCAAUGAAGGCUCAAACACCAUGUUCUACAUCGUCCUGGGCUACAUGGGUUUUCUGGCCAUCAUCAGCUUCACUGUGGCCUUCCUUGCAAGAAAGUUACCAGAUAGCUUUAAUGAAGCCAAGCUGAUCACCUUCAGCAUGCUGGUCUUUUGCAGUGUUUGGAUAACCUUUGUCCCAAGCUACUUGAGCACCAAGGGGAAAUACAUGGUGGCUGUGGAGGUCUUCUCCAUCAUGGCCUCUGGUGGUGGACUGUUGAGUUGUAUCUUCCUUCCCAAAUGCUACAUUAUGAUUCUUAGACCUGAUCUGAACACCAGAGAGCAACUAGUAAGGAAACAAUAUUGA